CUCCAACUGUAUCUCUCCCGAGGUUCAAAAUUUGAAAUUGGCUCUCGUCAGAUUCCAAGUCUAUCGUUUCCCUCCCACUCUUCCUCUUCGAAUAUCUCUGUCUCUGCCUUUCUAAUUAAAAUCCAGAAACGGAAGAUCAAUGGGCGGUUCUCAUAGUCGCGAGGAUUUGAUGGUCUCAGACUCUGACGAAGAAGAAGAAGAAAAUGAAGAAGAAUACCAGGAUGUCGAAGAAGAAAAUCAACAGAGAUCUUUGGGAAGCAAAGCUAAAGAAAAGCUGUCUUCUCUGGACGAGGUAGACGCAAAGCUCAAAGCCCUAAAACUGAAGUAUCCAUCCCAUAAUCCUAAGCUGAGGAACGCCGUGAAGCUCUACCUUCACGUUGCAGGUAACACCCCUAAAUCCAAAUGGAUCACCUCUGAGAAACUCACCACUUACUCCUUUGUCAAGUCCUCCAGAAUUGACGGUGACAGCGACGACGACAGAGAAUCCGACCACGAUGGAGAGUCUUGGUGGGUCUUGAAAGUUAGCUCUAAAAUUAGAGCGAAGGUUGCAACGGAGAUGCAAUUGAAGAUGUUCGGCGACCAGCGUCGCGUUGAUUUCGUCUGCCAAGGCGUCUGGGCAAUGAAGUUCUUCACCGACGAGGAUUAUAGGAAUUUUAUAUCUAGGUUUCAGGAUUGCCUGUUUGAGAACAUUUAUGGUCUCGAAGCGAACGAUGAGAACAAGGUCAAAAUUUAUGGAAAGGAUUUUAUCGGAUGGGUGAAACCAGAAGUUGCCGAUGAUUCGAUGUGGGAAGAUGCUGAAGAUAGUUUUGUGAAAAGCCCCAGCUCAGUGACUCCUGUAAGGUCGAGUCAGGAUCUGUUGGAAGAGUUUGAGGAGGCAGCAAAUGGAGGAGGAAUUCAGAGCUUGGCCUUGGGUGCGUUAGACAACAGUUUCUUGGUGAGUGAUUCUGGUAUUCAGGUUGUCAAAAAUUUCAGUCAUGGAAUUCAUGGAAAAGGUGUUUGCGUGAAGUUCAACAACGGGAGUUCCAGAGGUAGUUCCAGGUUAGGGCUUUCAACACCCAAGAAAGCCCUUCUCAUGAGAGCCGAGAGCAAUAUGCUCCUUAUGAGCCCUAUGCAGGAGGGCAAACCUCAUGCAACAGGACUUCAUCAGCUUGAUGUUGAAACCGGUAAAAUUGUUACAGAAUGGAAGUUUGAGAAGGAUGGUACUGAUAUUACCAUGAGAGACAUCACUAAUGAAAGUAAGGGGGCUCAAUUGGAUCCUUCAGAGUCCACGUUCUUGGGGUUGGAUGAUCACAGACUUUGUCGGUGGGAUAUGCGUGACCGGAAAGGGAUGGUUCAGAACCUUGCAACUUCCAGCACUCCUGUCCUUAAUUGGACUCAAGGGCAUCAGUUUUCUAGAGGGACAAAUUUUCAGUGCUUUGCGACCACAGGUGAUGGCUCAAUUGUUGUUGGGUCUCUUGAUGGGAAGAUCCGUCUGUAUUCACAGAAUUCUAUGAGGCAAGCAAAGACCGCUUUUCCGGGGCUUGGUUCCCCUAUUACCCAUGUGGAUGUAACUUUUGAUGGGAAGUGGAUAUUGGGCACGACGGAUACCUAUCUGAUCCUUAUCUGUACCUUGUUCACCGACAAAGAUGGAAAGACAAAGACCGGUUUUAGUGGUCGUAUGGGGAAUAGGAUCUCGGCUCCAAGGUUGUUGAAGUUGACUCCUUUGGAUUCCCAUUUGGCUGGGUCCAACAACAGGUUCCAUGGUGGGCAGUUCUCAUGGGUCACUGAAAAUGGGAAGCAGGAACGCCACCUGGUUGCAACAGUUGGGAAGUUCAGCGUGAUAUGGAACUUCCAGCAAGUGAAGGACAGUGCCCACGAGUGCUAUCGGAAUCAGGAAGGUCUGAAAAGCUGCUACUGUUACAAGAUUGUCCUAAAAGAUGAAUCCAUUGUUGAUAGCCGCUUCAUGCAUGACAAGUUUGCGGUCACCAACUCUCCUGAGGCUCCAUUAGUGGUUGCAACCCCAAUGAAAGUCAGCUCCUUCAGCAUUUCCAGCAGGCGAUGACAUGCUAAACUACCCUUGUUUGCAUGUUAAAAUUCCUGGUUGUUUUGUAUGUAUUCAUGACAAUCCAAAUGCUGCAUUUUGGAUCCCCUUAAUUGUAUUUGAGAUUGUUGUGUUGGAUAUAUCAUAUACCCGUGUUUGUGUUGAACCUGUA
Molecule: messenger RNA, 2192 nt
Organism: Nelumbo nucifera (sacred lotus)
Lineage: Eukaryota; Viridiplantae; Streptophyta; Magnoliopsida; Proteales; Nelumbonaceae
Product: protein CYPRO4-like
Cellular component (GO): cytoplasm; nucleus
Molecular function (GO): protein binding
Source: RefSeq, a predicted model, not a curated record